Messenger RNA from Anopheles nili, 3626 nucleotides. RefSeq names its product eukaryotic translation initiation factor 3 subunit C (gene eIF3c). Gene Ontology annotation, molecular function: RNA binding; translation initiation factor activity; translation initiation factor binding. The transcript has 3 exons. Gene Ontology annotation, biological process: translational initiation. Gene Ontology annotation, cellular component: eukaryotic translation initiation factor 3 complex. The record is from RefSeq and is a predicted model, not a curated record. Bases 90 to 2960 code for a protein of 956 amino acids. Lineage: Eukaryota; Metazoa; Arthropoda; Insecta; Diptera; Culicidae.
CUAAAGUCACUGACUCGCGUUGCGAUUUUCAGCGUGCGCUUGGAAUUUGCAAUAAUUCCUAUUAAAAUCGAACCUAAUCUAUUGGAACGAUGUCUCGUUUUUUCGCCGGCGGUUCGGAUUCCGAUUCCGAUAGCUCCUCGGAUAGUGAGCCAGUGAUUCGCCAGCAGGUGGCACAAUUCACGUUCAGCGAUGAAGAGGAAGAUGUCAAGCGUGUUGUUCGUUCGAAGAAAGAAAAACGCUAUGAGGACCUAUCCAACAUCAUCAAGAGCAUACGGAAUCAUAAGAAGAUCAAAGAUAUGUCGAGUGUUUUGACAAGCUUUGAAGAAUUCAUGCGUGCUUAUACGAAGGCACUCCCGGUGGUGAUGAAGGAAGAAAAUGGCAUCACCCCACGAAUCGUUGUUCGAGCGCUCGCUGAGCUCGAAGACUUCAUUAAUGAUAGCUGGGACGAUAAAGAAAGCCGUAAAAAUCUUUCAAAGAACAAUAACAAAGCGCUUGGCACGUUGCGGCAGAAAUUUCGCAAGUAUAUCAAAGAUUUUGAAUCCGAUAUGAAGCGUUUCCGCGCCGCCCCGGAUGAAUUUAUGGAGGAAGAGGAAGAAGAGGAUCGGGAGGAACAGAAAGGAUCAGAUGAUGAGGAAGAAAAAGCCGAAGCUCAGAUGGAAUUUACAAAAGUAGUUUCCUUCAAAAAGGAUCCGGAAAAGGUAAAGCCUAUCAAGCCGGCGGUUGAUUCCGAUUCAUCUGACUGGGGCAGCGACUCAGACUCUGAUAGCACGUCUUCGGACGAGGACGCCAAAUACACAAGCAUUCGCGAUCGGUUCUUGAAGAAGCCUGAGAAGGGUGGAGAAGAUGCUGCUGUAGUACCUAUCGGCACUACCAGUGAAGAUGCAUUCAAGAAGGAAAAGAAGAAAAAGACCGGUGAAACGUUAAGCAAGAAAAAGAAGCCCAAGGCGGAUGAGAUGUAUGAUGAAAACGACGAGGAGGAGGAAGGCUGGAAGGUAGUAAAUGGAACCCGAUCCGGUGCAUCGGAACAGCCGAAGAUGUUCGCUAAGGAUGCGGAAAUUGAUACGAAGCUGGUCGUGAAUAAGCUGAACGAGGUGAUGGCUGCCCGCGGUAAAAAAAGGACCGAUCGAAAGAUGCAAAUUGAAUUCUUACGGGAGCUGCGUUCAGUAGCUGAAAUCAAUAAUCUGGGGCCAGCAGUGGCCGCGAAGAUUCGAUUCAACAUAGUUUCUGCCAUUUUUGACUACAAUCCAAAGGUGUCCGGGCCAAUGAAACUCGAGCACUGGAGCAAACUGCUGGAGGAAAUACAGGAAUUGCUGAAAUUGUUAUUGGCGAAUGAGGAUGUCCAUUUGUCCGAGUCGAUUUUGGAUGAGUUCGAAGAAUACGACACAGCUCCGUUUAAAAUUCGUGGUUGCAUGCUAACGGCAGUUGAAAGAUUGGAUGAUGAAUUCACAAAGCUGUUGAAGGAGUGCGAUCCGCACAGCAAUGAAUAUGUUGACCGUCUUAAGGAUGAGGUGACUGUUACAAACAUCAUAGAACAGGUGGUGUCGUAUGUGGAACAUCUAGGACACGAGACGGAAAUAUGCCGCAUCUAUCUUCGUAAAAUUGAUCAUCUUUACUACAAAUUUGAUCCGAAUGUGCUGAAAAAGCGAAAGGCUUUGUUGCCUUCCAAUACCGUAACUUCGGUGGAAGAGAUGGAUAAACUUUGUCGUUACAUUUACGCCAAAGAUCAAACGGACAGGCUGCGCACUCGUGCCAUUCUAUCGCACAUUUUUCAUCACGCACUUCACGAUAAUUGGUUCCAAGCUCGUGACCUGGUACUGAUGUCGCAUCUACAAGAAACUAUUCACCAUUCCGAUCCUUCAACGCAAAUUCUGUACAACCGCAUGAUGGCCAAUCUGGGUUUGUGCGCUUUCCGCCACGGUAAUAUCAAGGAUGCGCAUCUUUGUCUGGUCGAUUUGAUGAUGACGGGCAAACCGAAAGAACUGCUCGCACAAGGACUUGUUCCACAACGUCAGCACGAGCGGUCGCUUGAACAGGAGAAAGUUGAGAAGCAGCGCCAGAUGCCGUUUCACAUGCACAUUAAUUUGGAGCUGCUUGAAUGCGUGUAUCUAGUGUCUGCUAUGUUGCUCGAGAUCCCAUACAUGGCAGCUCACGAGUUCGAUGCCCGACGACGAAUGAUCAGCAAAACCUUCUAUCAGCAGCUCCGAUCAUCUGAGCGGCAAUCGUUGGUUGGCCCACCAGAAUCAAUGCGCGAGCACGUGGUAGCUGCUGCCAAAGCCAUGCGUCACGGAGACUGGAAUGCUUGCGCCAACUUCAUUGUGAACAAAAAAAUGAACGUCAAGGUUUGGGAUCUAUUUUACGAAGCGAAUCGAGUGCGUGAAAUGAUGGUAAAAUUCAUCAAGGAAGAAUCGCUGCGCACUUAUCUAUUCACGUAUUCAAAUGUGUUCGCUUCAAUCAGCGUACCACACUUGGCAGACAUGUUUAAACUGGCAAAGAGUAAAGUUAACUCGGUGAUCAGUAAAAUGAUCAUCAACGAAGAACUAAUGGCAUCCCUUGACGAUCCGACCGAAACAAUUGUGAUGCAUCGCUCUGAACCAUCGCGCCUGCAGGCGUUGUCAAUGCAACUAGCCGACAAGGUGACGAACCUAGUGGACGCCAACGAGCGUAUCUUCGAGAUGAAGCAAGGAAACUUCUUCCAGCGAGGCGGCAAUCAGGGUUACAACCGCGAUCGACAGAACUACCGUAAUCAGAACCAAAAUCAAAACUGGAACAACAACCGGAGACAGGACAAUCGGAAUCGAGGAAACCGCGGAAAUCAGAACCGUGGCGAGGGACGAGAGCAGCGUGAGCAUCAUCGCGAACAACGCGAUCAUCAUCGUGAUCACCAACGGGAGCACCAGCGUGAGUUUAGAGAGCAGCGCGACCAUAUGCGCAAUGUUGAAUAUCAGAAUAAAGCCGAGUAGUCAUCAAGGCAGCAAAGGAAAACGUCUGACCAGCACGAAAAAACGGUGUAAACUGUUAACAUAUUCAGCACAAAAACCACUAACAUCUGGCUGAAAGAAGGUGGAAAGCGUGAAUUGAUUCAGAUCCUUGAUUAUUAUACUACUAUAGCCCGAUAGGAUUUUACGGUCGGAUGUUAUAAACCGAAUGGAAUCAAACCGUGUAGCACAUCUUCGCUUUUCUGAUAUUCUAGGUGUAGGUCGGGCAGUAUUGUAUCGUGUAUGCAGCAUAGAAGAAAAUGUACGUAAAAACAUGGCUCCAUCGAGAAUUAGUUUUGUCAAUAACCAUUUAACAUCCAUAAGGCAAAUAAACGUGCGUUACAACGGCACCGUUCGGGCAGUACAGCGGCGGGUGCUUCAUGCAUCAGGCAUGAUGCAUCAAAAACGAACGGUUGAUAUGUUGCUUCGCACUUGGAGCGAAAAUGAAUGUUUUUUUUUAUUGAAUUCAUAAAAAAGCCUGUUUUCAAUUCAUAACAAUAUUAAGGUGGGGUUUGCUUGGUUGUAUCAUGCGAAAUGGUGUCCUAUCCCUUCAAAUCCUACCGAAAUUUGCGUAUACUGCAUGCAAUUUGAUGGCACGGACAUGUAGCAUGGUUUGAGAAUUCGCUAUUGCGAUUAUUGCUUUCAUGGGGG